AUACAAUGUGUUUAAACGUGUCAAUCGUCUACUUAUUAGCUGUCAUACCGGUGCGCAUAUAAUCACAAUAUAAAUGACAAUUUUUAUGGACAAUAACAGCAUCGCUACUAUUAAUAUCAGUAAUAGUAAUCUAAUUAUGAAUAUAAGCGGCUCCGGUAUGAUGACAGGGCCGGCAGAUGUGGGCCCCGAUGAUGACUACUACACGUAUUACGACUUUAUUGGCAAAUGUUUGUACGACUUUCGCGAGGGUUACCUACCGAUCCACGGCUGGAUAUCGGUGUUUGUCUGCCUGUUUGGUAUUAUAGCCAAUAUAUUGAACAUAAUCGUGUUAACCAGAAAAGAGAUGAUUUCGCCGACAAACGCCAUACUCACGGGACUGGCGGGUCAGUAGUCACGCAAUCAUUUUCAUAUCACAUCUAUUAUCUAAUAAAUGGAUAAUUUAAUUACACGAUAAAUGAGUGGACAGGGAGG
Molecule: messenger RNA, 471 nt
Organism: Oppiella nova
Lineage: Eukaryota; Metazoa; Arthropoda; Arachnida; Sarcoptiformes; Oppiidae
Source: the annotation of a GenBank genome assembly